Caenorhabditis auriculariae is the source of this 2878-nucleotide messenger RNA. Lineage: Eukaryota; Metazoa; Nematoda; Chromadorea; Rhabditida; Rhabditidae. The record is from the annotation of a GenBank genome assembly.
AUGUAUCUCGAAGAAAAACUGCUCGAAGCAGUUCUCAAAGAACAAAGUGGCCGGCAGUGGUCAAAAACGCGCGAAACUAGAAAGCUGCAGCUGCCAGAGGUUUUUUUAAAGUUUGCUUUUAUACAAUAUUUGAGUUCAUGUUUGUCAGGAUGGAAUAUACAACGAAGACGAGGAACCAUUCCACCACAUAGGGUGUUCACUUUUACACCCGGAACACAUUGAACGACUACGUGAAUGCGGUUUUUUUUUUCUGAAAUUUGAUUGUAAAAAGCGAAAUAUAUGCAAGAUGUAGCACAUAACUGGAAUAAAUUUCUCUAGGUGUCAUCUACAGGGACCAUGUAUUUUCCGCCGAGGAAGAUGCCAUAAUCCUAUCAAACUGGAAACGGUCCUUUGCUCUGUAAUUCGAAAUUUAAAGCAAGUAAAUUCAGAUUUUCUGAUAGUUACGGUCUUGAUGUGCGAUGCGCUUUAGAAUUUAUAGGCUGGAGAGUUGGUAAAACGGUAAAUAUCUAGGGUUUUGCAUUUAAAAAUAGUCAGUGAGAUUGGUGGUAUGAAAAAAAGACCAUCGAAAAUUCGAACGGCGACUUCUACGAUUUUUUCAUAUCGCUAGGGAAAGUUCCGGAAAAUCUAUUCCAACUUUUUUUUUCUCCAUUAACUCUUCGUUUUGAAUCUCCCUAUACAAAUUAGGCAAGUUAUUCAUGAUUAAAACACAAAGAAAUAAGAGAAAAAAAUAUUAAUAGAUGUUUUAUAAACCGAAAAAAAUAUAAGCGAAAAAAGUCGGAAAGUUUCCUGGCAAUAUGAAAAAAUCAGAAAAGUCGCCGUUGUAGAAUUCGCUAGCUUUUUUUUUUCACACCACCCUGAGAUCAGAACAAAAGAGAACAAAAAAAUUGUUUCAACUUUUCAGAAAGAUUCCCUAUCUUCAAAAAGGCUAUUCUUCCAGGACACAACCCGAUUUUGGCCGAAAUUAUGUAAAAUAAACUGCAGAAGGCUGAAAAUAUUUUUCGGGUUUGUAGGUGCAGGAUUACUUGAAAGAUCGGCUCGUCAGAUUUACUACCGAAUGGGGCGAAUUGCAACCGUAGAAAAUUUGGAGAAAGUCGAUUGGAACGCCGAUAAAGAUAGUUUCGUUGAUUCUCUCAAGAGUCUCAUUCCCUACAAACGGUUUGCUACUUUCCACUCAGACAUGAAUAUAAUUUUCUCACAGAAAUGUUGCCUGGUCGAAAGAAGAAGUGACAAGGUUGAUGAAGCUUUUCAAAAAAUGUGAUAAAGACUUUCUUGAGCUGUCCAGGGUACCAAACUGCGCAUUUCCCGACUAAUUAUGCUGGAAUUCUAGAAAAUGAAACGCGACGUAACGGACUGCCGAAAUAAAGUGACCCAAAUACUGAGAGUAGAAGAAAGUCCGAAAAAGGAAUUCUUUCCUGUUUUUUGGGGUAUAAAAUAUCUUUUUUUUUCUUGUAAUAUUUUUUUCAGAUAUUGUAACGAACUCGGUAUCUCAUCUGUCUAAGGUUUUUUCAUUUAUAAAAGUGGUCGAGAAGGAAGAAAAUAUAGAAGCUGCGAAAAGUCGUAGGAAAAGAAGAAGGACACGAGCUUGAAGGAAUAACAAGCCUUAUUCCCUGGGAUGAAUGCGCCCGCUCAAUGGAAAAAGAUGUUCGUUUUUGCAAAAAAAUCUGGUGCUGAAACAUGAUUGAGUUUCUCGUUACUAUCAUUUUUCGUUCAGGACUGAACUUUUCGAGUCGUUAUGCUCAACUUUCGCCGAAUUUAACGCGACGAACGAUGUCAAAACGGCAUGGAAACUGACUUUAGCGCAGGUUUUUGACCGUUCUUUGUCAUUUUUUCGCUUUCGAAAAAGCAGAAAACCGAUAUGAACGUUAAGAACUUUCAGGUUGUGGUCAAGAAGUCGCCGCUGAAUUGGGUGCAGUAUGCUCGUUGUUUAUGGAUUUUCUACAUCUCUGCUCCGUCUGAAAACUUUUUGUUUGCAAAAUAUCGCUCUAAAAUGUUCAAAAACGACGAGCUAAUCGAUUUGUAAGCUCGUAUUUCUGAUUAACUCAACGAGCGAGCUUUUCAGAUUGAAAAGUCAAGGGAUCUUCGACUUUGACAAGCACAAAAGGGAAAGUGAGUGGGAGUACCUAUGUAAUAGGGUUUCGAAAUUGAUUUCCAAGUAAGAAGAAUUUUUCAAACUUUUAAUUUUUCCAUCAAUUUCAGAUUUUCAACGCAAAUCUUCGAUUUGAUGUGGUUUCCUCUGACACUUAUUGGUUUUUUUUUUUGUUGGAGAAUUUGAAAAAUCACUUGGUUUGCCUUCUCAGAUAAAUUGUUCAUUCUGAAUUUGGCCUGUCGACGACAGAUGAUUUCCCUAGGUUUUCCGGAUUACCUUCGAGAGCACUACGACCAGGUUCCUGUCGGUUCUCCGUAUAUAGAUGGUUUUGAAAAUUAGCCAAAAUUAUAAAGGUAUUUAAUAAAUCACAGACUUGAUUGAAGACGAAAAGGCAUAUAAAAAAAGAAACAGGAAGCAACGACGAUUUGAACGAAAUUCACUGUAUAUUUCAUGGAUAGAAGAGGUUUUUCAAAAUGAAAAUUUUCUUUCAUCAUUUUUUUCUGUAGACAAGAGAGUCGAAAAAACACAUCAACUGCAAGGGCAAGCCUUUCAUGUCGAAAACCUUGGUCAUCGAAUCCACGGUGAUCUACAUGCUCGACCUUUGCGAUGACUGGGUGCCCCCAACGGCUUUCAAGGAAUUCGUAAGAAGUCUAAUAGGAAAAGUUUGUGAUCAUCUACCUCCAGGUUGAAAGCGACGUCUUGUUGCCUCUGUUCACCUCCGAUGUCAACAACGACGAGUUGCGUACGGAUCAACUGAAGGAACUUGAAGCUAGUUGGGCUGAAGAAGAUUGA